Messenger RNA from Gigantopelta aegis, 520 nucleotides. Its product is annotated as lysozyme 1-like. NCBI's taxonomy places the organism in Eukaryota, Metazoa, Mollusca, Gastropoda, Neomphalida, Peltospiridae. Gene Ontology annotation, molecular function: lysozyme activity. The transcript is spliced from 4 exons. The record is from RefSeq and is a predicted model, not a curated record. The coding region runs from base 71 to 478 and encodes 135 amino acids.
UCUGUAUAAAUUGACAACACCUUGAGUUUCUCACACGGGUCUUCACUAGGCAUCAGAGACGAACGACACGAUGUUAUUUGCGGCAAUUUUUCUGUGUUUGCUCCCUUUGGGAAUGUCAGCAAUUUCCAGCCAUUGUCUUGACUGCAUUUGUAGCCUUGAAUCCGGCUGCCGACCGCUAGCAUGUAAAUGGGACGUUAACUCGCCCUCCUGCGGGUACUACCAACUCAAGCAAGUGUACUGGAUCGACUGCGGGAAGCCCGGCGGAAGUCUGACUGCGUGUGCCCUGGAUAAGUCGUGUGCGACAAGGUGUGUGAAGGCGUACAUGAGCCGAUACGGAACACACUGCACGCGCGGCCACACACCGACCUGCGAGGACUACGCCAGAAUCCACAAUGGCGGACCGGGUGGAUGUCACAGGAGCGCCACGCUGGGCUACUGGAGCAAGAUCAGGGCACGCGGAUGUUCGAAAUAUUCUUAAGGAUAACUGUUCAGCUCCCUGUUCAAUAAAUAUUGCUAUAUA